Medicago truncatula (barrel medic) is the source of this 2584-nucleotide messenger RNA. Its product is annotated as cation/H(+) antiporter 15. The coding region runs from base 313 to 2565 and encodes 750 amino acids. The transcript has 3 exons. The record is from RefSeq and is a predicted model, not a curated record. Gene Ontology annotation, biological process: regulation of pH; proton transmembrane transport. NCBI's taxonomy places the organism in Eukaryota, Viridiplantae, Streptophyta, Magnoliopsida, Fabales, Fabaceae. Gene Ontology annotation, cellular component: membrane; endomembrane system. Gene Ontology annotation, molecular function: antiporter activity.
GAAACAUUUAUAUUGAUCUGAGCGAACUGCAAUCAGAUCCAUUGACUAAGGUUUUGGUAGCGAAUUUUAUAGAUAGGAAGAAAAAAAAUGUUAUACACUAAAGUUGGCAUCUAGGUUCUCUGACGUAGAUUAAUGAUGGGCUAAGUUAAUUGGUCAAUGUUUUGUACCCAAAACAUUGUAUCUAAAAAAUGUCCUCCUCGAGGAGAUUUCUUGGCAUCUAGGGUUUAUUCAGAAGCUACAACUGUGUGAAACUGUUUGCAGUUUUGGCGUGUAUAAUAAUCCCAUGGGAUUCUUGCUAGUUUCAACCCCUGCAUGUCAUCGACUGGUUUUUCUGUUAGUCGAAGUCUCUUGGGAUAUUUCGAGGGGGUAAUUACGUUGUUUUACAAUCCACGUGGAAUCCUAGCUGUUGAAACCAUUUCAAACUUGGGAAUUAUGUACUAUGUUUUCCUAAGUGGAUUAGAGAUGAAUUCAGACACCAUCUUAAGAUCAAGAAAGAAAGGCACUAGCAUGGCAAUUGCUGGCAUUGUGACAUCAAUGUUAUUUGGUGUUGGAUUUCUUACUCUGCAACAAAAACUUCUAGAUAAAAAAGAAAAAACUCAUAUUAAAGCUUAUCUAUUUUGGUGUUUAACACUUUCUGUCACAGGCUUCCCCGUCCUUGCUAGAAUUCUUGCUAAGCUUAAGCUUUUGUAUACAAAGCUUGGAAAGGAUACAUUAACAGCAGCUAUGUUAACUGAUGCAUAUGGUUGGGUUUUGUUUACAUUGUUGAUUCCUGCUGCUAAUAAUUGGGGAGAAGGUUAUUAUCUCUCAGUAAUCACUACCUUUUUGUUCAUAGCUUUUUGUUUUACUGUGGUGAGACCUAUCCUUACUCCAAUCAUUGAAAACCGAACAAAUAAGAACAUGUGGCGCAAGUCACAUAUGUUGGACGUAUUUAUAGGAUUGUUUAUUUGUUCGUAUAUUACGGAUUUUCUUGGUACGCAUCCUAUUGUUGGAGCUUUUGUGUUCGGAUUGAUUUUGCCUCAUGGAAAGUUUGCUGAUAUGGUUAUGGAAAUGUCAGAUGACUUUGUUACUGGUAUUCUGUGUCCUGUUUACUUUUCUGGAUUUGGUUUUAAACUCGACUUGCCAGUACUUUGGAACACACCAAAUUCAGUUUUAAUGAUGCUUAUUAUGGUUUUGUUAUGCAUACCAAAAGUUUUGAGCUCUUUGAUUGUCACUUUCUUCUUCGGUAUGCCUGCUCGAGAUGGCCUUUCCAUUGGUUUGCUUCUCAACACCAAGGGUGUCAUGGCCGUCAUACUACAAAAUGUUGCUUGGGACAAACGGUUUUUGGAUCCAUGUUCUUUCAUGGUUAUGACGCUUGCUAUUAUAUUGAUGACAGUGAUAGUCUCUCCCUUAAUAAAUGCCAUAUACAAACCAAAAUUCCGAUUCAUGCAAUCGCAAUUAAGAACCGUGCAAAAGCUGAGGUUUGAUAUGGAGCUUCGAGUCGUCGCUUGUGUCCACAAUGCUAAACAUGCCACUAACAUAAUCCAUGUCCUUGAAGCCACAAAUGCUACCAGAAUUUCACCGGUACAUGUCUCUGCAGUUCACCUUCUUGAACUCACUAGACAUGGCACUGCUAUCCUUGUUUCCCAGAUGGCUGAUUUAAACAACAUAGCAGGCGCAGAAACAACCAACUAUGGCCCAAAAGCAGAGUUUGAGAUCAUAACUACUGCAUUUAAAGAAUUUGUAGAACAAUACAAUGCUGUUAGAUUUGACACAUCAAGUGUUGUCUCAUCCUAUACAACAAUCCAUGAGGACAUCUACAACGUAGCCGAAGAGAAACGUGCGAGCCUAAUUCUCCUUCCCUUUCACAAAGAGUACUCAACAGUAGGAGGUUCUCCAGAAAUAAGCCACAAUGAACAUUGUGAGAUAAACGAAAAUGUUCUUCAACACGCACCUUGUUCUGUAGGGAUCUUUGUGGACCGCGGACUAGGAUCGUUGUUAAAAACAAAAAUGCGCAUUAUAACCCUCUUCAUUGGAGGACCUGAUGACCGUGAAGCCUUGUCUAUCGCAUGGAGAAUGGCAGGGCAUUCAGGAACACAAUUACAUGUUGUGAGGAUCCAUUUGUUAGGUAAGGCUGCAGAAGAAAAGGUAUUGAAAAAGAAAAUAAGCAAGUCUCCUCAUGGAAUGUUGUCGACUGUUAUGGACGGUGUGAUGCAGAAAGAGUUGGAUGAAGAGUAUAUAUUUUCCUUCAGGCACAAGGCAGUGAAUAAUAAUGAUUCAAUUGUUUACUUAGAAAAAGAAGUGCAUUCGGAUACCGGUGAAGAGAUUCCAACACUUCUUAAUGAGAUUGAUAAACCUGGAUAUGAUUUGUACAUUGUUGGACAAGGCAGUGGUAAGAACAAGACGAUCUUUUCGAAGUUGUUGGAGUGGUGUGACCAUCCUGAACUUGGUGUUAUAGGUGACAUAUUAGCUUCAACUAGCUUUGGUACACACUCUUCUGUGCUUAUUGUGCAGCAGUACAUGGUUGGGAGAAAACGUGUUGUUUAUAAAUGUCAUAAUGAAAUGAAAAAUAGUCCUGAGGUAUUGUAAAUGAUUGAUCAAUAAUAGU